Knipowitschia caucasica is the source of this 1428-nucleotide messenger RNA. The record is from the annotation of a GenBank genome assembly. Lineage: Eukaryota; Metazoa; Chordata; Actinopteri; Gobiiformes; Gobiidae.
AUGAUAACUGACAGCUGUUUCCACACUUCUCAGAACAUUUCUGGGGAAAUGCUGCCUUUAGCCAUGGUGAUGCUGUGUGACUUCCAGGAACACAAGUUUUCACCACAUUUUUCUUCAACUGAAAAUGAACAAGAACGCCAUCAGGAUGUCAAGUAUCUUCUGAACAGUUUAGAAAGGUGUAAGACAAAACUUGCAGCAUCCUUGGCCCGGUUCCGGGUCAAACAGAGCCUAAGGAGUGUCUCAUCCUUCCUUCUCGAUCCGAUCCGGACCAAACAACACCAAGCUAAAUCGCUUCCACUGUUUACAUGGGUCAACACGCUCAUGUACAGUGUGGAAGACGUUUGCGAAGCGUUGCAACGAGCCAGCCUCUGUGAAGUUAAGAGUGUGGCCGAGCUAAAAGAGAUGUCUUUCUGUAGAGACCGCCUCUGCUCAGACACCCUUGUCUUUCCAAAGCAGCUUCACGUUUGGCUUCAGACGAGCACUCUCACUUCAUCAUGUAUCAUCAACAUCCAGGAGAGAGGUCUGUGUGUGGCAGUGAAUGUGUUGCGGCCGCUGCUGUUUGAUUCGGGUGAUGUCCUGGUGGCCGGGUGUUUCUCUGCUGUGACGGUGUGCCAUGUAGCAGUCGCAGCCGCUGCCCGAGCUGGGCGCGUCCUGGUCUGCUCUGCUGACCAUGCUCCUUCACUGAUAGAAGAGGCUGAUCCCACUAAAGUAGAAACGGUCCAGGACGUAUUGGCAAGGGCGGCGGCAAAGGGCCUCCUGGGUGGAAUACUCCCAGAGCAAUCAAAACUUGGCAAGAAGGGAAAAGGGAAGAAAAGUCAACAAGCAGGCAGUGAGCAGGAGGCUGAGGGCACAGGUGAUGCUGAAGAUGAGGAGCUGGGUGACGUGGAGGAGGGGGACAGACCCGAUAAGAGCAGCAACGUGGGGAAGAAAAAGAAGGCUGGGAAAGGACAUAAAGGAAAAGCCAGCACCAGGCAAAGCAAGAGUCAUUCCAAAGGCGAUAAGAAAAAGGUCAAGAAGAGAAUCCAGGGCAAGCGAAAGCCUCGUCGAAUACCUCGCCUCACGCUGUCACUGAUGUCCUCUGCUAAAGCUUCAGCACGUCUGUCUCUCAUUACCCCCUUAGUGAAGAAGCUCAAAGACAAUACGGCCAUGAUUACAUCUUCUGAGACCUCCUCGGGAUCCUCCACACCUGCCACUCAGCAGCCCCAGUCUGCCCUCUCUGCUACACGCACUGAAGCUGAAGCAGCACAGAAACAGCUGGGUAAGAGCGAAGCCAGUGAAAAAGGGAAAGAAAGUAAAGUUAUCUCUGUUGUUCAAGGGCAAAUAGAUCUGGGUGAGGUAGAGGUGGAAGACGAGGACAAACCUGUGGACUCUGUGCCCCUCCUCGAGUCGCUCUUCUCAAACAGCUCCAUCAGUAUCACGGAGAGCUGA